AUGGCGUUGUUUCCCGCCAUAAUCGAUGAUCCCAAACAUUCCCUUGUCGUCUUUCAAUCGUCCAUUGCCCAGACAAGCUUGCCUAUCAUUCGGAAUAUUCUAACCACACAGAAUAGUUCACGCAAAAGCCUUCUGUUUUCCCUUCAAUAUCCAGCCUCAUUUUUCCUCGGCGGGUUGGAAUAUGAAAAUCUCGAAAUUCAUGAUCUCCUUGACCACGUACCAGGAUACGACGCAUCGCCUGACAUACAAGGCGAUAUACUUGCGAGAAUUUCAGCAGCUUUUCAGACUCCAUUGCCUCUCAAUGUUGUGAUAGAUUCGGUGGACAUCCUUCUGCUGGACAUUGGAUCGUUGUCUAAGACAUACCUAUUCCUUCGAGAGGUUCUCGCGCUCGUCGAGGAACACUUGGGAUCUCGUCUCAUCCUUCACGUUACACAUCCCUCGGAACUCACGCCAUUACUGGUGCAGACCACAUUCUCCUCGUCGUUGGCACAUAUCAUUGCGCACCCUGCCGCGCUUCUCAAGCAUAUAGCUACAGAGUACCUCACCCCCCCUCCCCCAGCUUCACCAGAGGUCAAGUUCUGGGGUGUAUUCCUCCCGCUCAGCGUGCGUACUCAUGAGGCGGAGCGUCUCGUCUUCGGAAAUACUGGGGAGGGAAGUGGUGACAGUGAAGAAAUUGUCAUCGAGGUUCUUGUGAGAUGCUCUGGCAAGAAGCGCGCGGUACAGCGAGCAUUGGAGGGUUGGUCUAUUAACAGCGGUGUUUCGUGUGAAUUAACUGCUUUGGAGGGCGUGAGGUCCCUAUGGGUCAGGCAAACAGUGUUUGAGACACCAGCCGUAGACCCCACGCAGAAUCUGUCGUUCAACCUCAAUUUGACUUCAUCUCAACAAGAGUCUCGAGCUCAGGUGCCUUUGCCGUACGCACACGAAGGCCGACCUCAGGGAGUAGCCCAAAACAAAAAUGGUGCUAUUUUCUACGAUCCUGAUUCAGCGGACGACAUCGACGACGAUGACCCAGACGAGGAUUUAGACAUAUAG
Molecule: messenger RNA, 1032 nt
Organism: Laccaria bicolor S238N-H82
Lineage: Eukaryota; Fungi; Basidiomycota; Agaricomycetes; Agaricales; Hydnangiaceae
Exons: 5
Coding region: 1-1032 (343 amino acids)
Biological process (GO): tRNA wobble uridine modification
Cellular component (GO): nucleus; elongator holoenzyme complex; cytosol
Molecular function (GO): tRNA binding
Source: RefSeq, a predicted model, not a curated record